AAUUUCAAAAUCUGAAAUUAUAAUCCAUGUCACAUAAUUAUGCUGUCACGGAAAGUGAGUUAUGCUCAUUGUUUGACUUAAGUAGUGAUUGUUACGUCAUAACUCAAUUUUAUUCGUUGAUCAAUUAAUCCCGAGAAGUAAUCAGACCCGAGACCGACAGUCGGAGGACAACAGACUGAAAAGUUGUUCUUUGGGGUAAAUUAUAUUAAAACCAGAUGGUUUUUAAAUUAUCCUUACACAAAGAAGAUAAACGUAUACAAGUACAAGUAAAGUUCUGACCGGGGAAUUUAAUAUUGAACAGCAACCAUAAAAAGGCCUUUUUCGCCUCGAGUUGCUAUAAAACGGAAAAAUUAUGGGUUUAUAGUCCAAUCCAGCCUACAAUCGUAUUAAUACUGCAAGAAUUGUAGAAUUUAUGACGGGUAGCGAAUGAAGUAUACACAGAUGCCAGAAAUAUGAGUCUGAAUUCGGAGUCCGGAAAAUCGACGACGAAGACUUGUGGAAAUGUCAGGGAGGAAUUCAGGCUGCAGAAUCUGGGAUUUAGUGGCAGUCGUAGCAGGAAUUUUGUGACGUCACAGUGCUUCCAGCAACAGCCCUUCUUCCCCGUAUGGACUACAUUCUGGGCCUUAUUUCACCUGGUGGUCAUUUGUCUACAAUUUUACUUCGAAGAGGACCACCCAAAUCCAAAAUGGCUAUCUUUCCUAACAAACUGGGGCUACACCCUUCUGGCUAUGUUCUCCAUUUUGGACUGUGUUGUAACUUUAUAUGCCAGUAUUUCAAAUAAGGAACUACUUCGAAUUGAAAACGACGAUUUACCUUGGUUUAUGAAGAUACAGUGGAUUUUAUUCAACGUUUCCACAGUAACAGCUCUUGUGAUAACGCUGCUGUUUUAUACACUUUUGACACCAAACCUUACUGCCAACAGUAUACUGACGCAUGCUGUGAACUCUGUAUACGCUCUAUCUAACCUCACGUUAUGUGCCAAACCUGUGCGGAUUCUCCAUGUGUACCAGCCGGUCACGCUCGCCGUUUUGUACACAGUGUUUUCUGUGAUCUACCACCAAGCCGGGGGCGGAUCAAUCUACGAUAUUUUAGACUGGGACAAAGUUCAAAAUACUGUACUUUUAUCGCUCGGCGUUGUUUUUAUAGUUGUGCCUUUGAUUCAUUUAGUCUGUUUUACUAUUUAUAAAUUACGAGUGUUCGCUUCGAAAUCAUGUUGUCUAGGGAAAACUACUGUUAACAUCAACGACAAUGGUGGAUCAAACCAUUCUGAAAAUUCUGAUGCUUCAGGGAGGAGUGGCAAUGUUGCUUAACUUGAUAUUCCUUAUCUCUAUUUAUAAAUUGCGAGUGUUCGCCUCAACUUCUUAUUGCCAAUUGGAAACCAUUGGCGAUAUAAACGACGAUUGCAGGUUUUAUCAUUUCUACGGAUUCAGGAAACGUUGCUCAGGUUGAUGAUGCAAAAAAGAUGCAUUUUAGUUUAUGUAAUGCAUUUCAUUAUAUUUAGGAUGUAUGUAAAUAUCUUUAAACUAUUUAUUGAUUUAUGAUGUGACAUACAUGUGAGUUGUUCCACCGAUAUUGGAAAUCCAAAUAAAGGUACAUAGACA
This is a messenger RNA of Saccostrea cuccullata (small rock oyster), 1601 nucleotides long. Its product is annotated as protein rolling stone-like. The transcript is spliced from 5 exons. Gene Ontology annotation, cellular component: membrane. NCBI's taxonomy places the organism in Eukaryota, Metazoa, Mollusca, Bivalvia, Ostreida, Ostreidae. The record is from RefSeq and is a predicted model, not a curated record. The coding region runs from base 453 to 1310 and encodes 285 amino acids.